Panicum virgatum (switchgrass) is the source of this 4050-nucleotide messenger RNA. RefSeq names its product NADH-ubiquinone oxidoreductase chain 1. NCBI's taxonomy places the organism in Eukaryota, Viridiplantae, Streptophyta, Magnoliopsida, Poales, Poaceae. Gene Ontology annotation, biological process: aerobic respiration. Gene Ontology annotation, cellular component: membrane. The coding region runs from base 2312 to 2950 and encodes 212 amino acids. The transcript is spliced from 3 exons. The record is from RefSeq and is a predicted model, not a curated record. Gene Ontology annotation, molecular function: NADH dehydrogenase activity.
GUUGAGGACUCCCGGGAAGAAAGAAAUAGCUUACUCUUAGCUGUACCGCGGAUCUAGAUCUAUUGUCCCCUAUGAUAAUCUAAAAACGCUAUUAAGAUAAGGUUUCUUUGCGAGGAAUUAAUCCAUUCGAUUCUUUCACCUAGAUCUGUACUGGAUUCCGUCUGUCAAUUGACAUAGAGAAAGGUCAUUAUUGAAUCAUCCAAGCAGAGUGGUAUUUCGCCUUCCCUUUCGGUUUGUGAAUCAGGUUUUGGUUUAUGUUUGUUGUUUUCGAAUUCACGUAUAUGUGAAUGCAGGUGGAAAUGACGAUAUAACGGAGUGGUUAGGCACGCCUUUCAGAUAAGGCUGUUGCCGGACGUCUGUUGCUUAUCCGGCUACGGCAUAUCCCGCUCUGUUGAGCCGCGGCAGAGAAUUUCCAAUCAAAUUGGCAAUCCUAAACUCGAUUAACCGAGCAAGAAAACGGAUGCGCCCCAUCAAACUUGCAAAAUGCAUCUCAAAUUGACAUAUAAAAUGAAAAUGCGAUUCUCCUCUUUCAAUGCAAUGUUCUUUCGGUAUCAGAAAACCUAUCUGUAUGCAGGUCGCUACUUAACUUGACAAGCAGUGUUUCAAGUGUUGCUGUGUCAAAUCGAGAUUGUGUGGGUGUUCAGUGGAUCAAUCCCUGUAUUAAUGGUUCUGGCGGGGCAGUGGGCGUGGGACUGUAAAUCCUCUUUCGUUCGCUGGGCCUGGGCCCUUUGGACUGUAAAUCCAAACGGAGUUAGUGGUUCGAUUCCACUCAUGAACGAGAGCGAGACUGAACGAAAGAAAAUGCAAGUGAAACGAGACGAGAAUCCAAUUUUAGGCUUAUUUCCUAAAAGCGGUGGUUCUCGCCUCCCUGUGCCGCGGGGUGGGCGACUGAGGUUCGAGUCUUUUUCGAUCGGGUAGAUCCAUACCAUAUGUUCCGGGGGGGAGACGAGGUGUAGCGCAGUCUGGUCAGCGCAUCUGUUUUGGGUACAGAGGGCCAUAGGUUCGAAUCCUGUCACCUUGAUGUGGUAUUCACAGGGGCCGAAGUGCAAAGCCCCGUAGCCUAUCCGUGGUCGGGAAGGCAGGCGAAAAGCACGCACAAAAAAAAAAGAAAGCUAAAAUCUUUUUUUUUCUUUUCUUCUUUUGAAACCCAUUAUCAGGCUUUUGCUUUUGAUAUUCUAUAUCUAUAUAAUAUUAUAAAGCUAUUUCACUGGUUUGAUUUACAUACCUCAGUCAUGUUAUUUGUCUAGCCUUCAAUCAGAAUAGCCUCUCCACCGGUUCCGAAGAUUCUUUCGGCAUCAAUGUGCUUUUGGAAUCUUCCUAUGAAACAAAUAACAUUAAGGAACUGUUUAGGAAAGAACAGGCCUUAGUAGAAAGCGAGCUUUUUCGCGUAUAGCCAACCUCGAAGCCCAAUUAGCGCACGGGCUGCCCCCUCAACUCAACCCUGGCGAGUACGCUAACUUGGUCAGGGAGCAUUUAGACGGUGCAGUUAGUAUUGACCACUACCGCCAAGUCCAUAAUUCCUAAAUUGAUGAAGUACACAUAAUGGAGCUCAAAAGCCGAUUACAAAAUCUACUUUUUGAGCAUCUUGAAACCGCACAUAAAAAAUAUUAUGAAUGAAUCACCUUACAAUAACAUACGAGAGACUGCUUUCGAUUUUUUUGAACAACAAGUCGAACCUAAUGAACAAUUCCAUUCAAAGGAAUGUUCUAGAGGGGGGCGCUUUUCCACUAUAUUCGCGAUAUUGAACAAAAUGGAAGAAAUUCUUCACGAUUUCUAGAGUUCCGGGAUUACUUCACUGAUAUCGAUUUUAGCCUAAGCACGGCCUCUAGGUUAGUUCAAAGUGUAGUACAACGAACUAUCGAUACACCGAAAACGAGUAAAGAUGGGUACAUAAAAUGAAGACAUCGUGGAUUACCCAAAUUGGGACGACGAUAGGACAUUUCACUUUCUUUCGCAAUAUUUCUGAUCAUGACUCAACCACUAGGAAAGGGGAUUGCUUACUCUCAGCCACGUUUUUCGCUUAUGCUUAGUCAAGUGAGGAUUCCAUUCGAAGUAACGUAACAGGAGCACCAUCUUCAAAACUUCUCGGGAUCCGGAGUUUAUCGAGAAAAGGUCCCAUCCUUCAAUAUCAUGAUUGGGUCAACCAGGCCAGAUCAUAAGUGAAAUAGUUUGAUCGGGUCGACCAGGUCAGGCCCGAUCAUGAGUGAAUAGAAAAUCGAAAACGUACAUAGCUGUUCCAGCGGAAAUACUUUGUUUAAUUCUACCACUUCUACUAGGAGUAGCCUUUUUAGUGCUAGCUGAACGUAAAGUAAUGGCUUUUGUGCAACGUCGAAAGGGUCCUGAUGUAGUGGGAUCGUUCGGAUUGUUACAACCUCUAGCAGAUGGUUUUAAAUUGAUUCUAAAAGAACCUAUUUCACCAAGUAGUGCUAAUUUCUCCCUUUUUAGAAUGGCUCCAGUGGCUACAUUUAUGUUAAGUCUGGUCGCUUGGGCCGUUGUACCUUUUGAUUAUGGUAUGGUAUUGUCAGAUCCGAACAUAGGGCUACUUUAUUUGUUUGCCAUAUCUUCGCUAGGUGUUUAUGGAAUAAUUAUAGCAGGUUGGUCUAGUAAUUCGAAAUAUGCCUUUCUAGGAGCAUUACGAUCUGCAGCUCAAAUGGUCUCUUAUGAAGUCUCUAUUGGUCUUAUUCUUAUUACUGUACUAAUAUGUGUAGGUCCCUGUAAUUCGAGUGAGAUUGUCAUGGCGCAAAAGCAGAUAUGGUCCGGUAUUCCCUUGUUCCCCGUAUUGGUUAUGUUCCUUAUUCCUCGUCUAGCAGAAACGAAUCGAGCUCCGUCUGAUCUCCCAGAAGCGGAAGCGGAAUUAGUUGCAGGCUAUAAUGUAGAAUAUGCGCGGGAUGCGAUCCUUAAUAGUUCACUGUUGGCGGAAGCCAAUGUCUCGGGACUCAUUCUGACUUAAACAAGGGGUGGGUCUUUACCAACUUCCAAAUCCAAGAUUUAGGGAAAAAAAAGAGGGGCACUCUUCAUUCUUCAUUCGAAACUCAUGAAUGUCGGGUCGGAGGUUUUUGCCUUUUUAUCAAAAAGGGGAGUUGGGUAAAGCAAACUCCCUCCUUGGACGAGCACGGGGCUUAGUCAAGUAGAACCGGGUUGCGCUGCUUGAUGCUCCGAUCGAAAACAAAUCAGUGGGGCUAUGCCGGUACGACGGAAUAUGCGUUAGAAAGGUCAAUCCCUCCCCCCCUUUAUUUUUUUUUAAUGAAAAACCGGGCCGAACUUCUAAAAAGCAGCCCACCCGCUUCCAUAGAACAAUAUCGCGGCAACGUAGACCUAAGUGGAUUUAUUGGAUUCUGGGGAACCAUCACAAGUACGGCCGGCCUAUAGAACGAGAAUGCCGUGUCGUCCAGCGGAGCUUAGAAGAAGGUGACUCGGAGCCUAAGGAAGGUGACUCGCGCAGACAGCUGACUCCUUUUCAAUAGAAAGGAAUAGCCAAACCUACCCAGCUGGCUGGUCAAUCUCAGUGAUCUUAUCGGCCGGCAAAGCGGAGACGGACGACCACGGUCCCGACCUUACCAGCACCGUAGGUUUACUAAUCAAUGAAGCCCCUCAACCUACUAUCUUUUCUUACAAACUCAACCAAGCCUAACCAAACCCCAUGCUAACGACAUGUUCUUGAUAUUGAUUGAGUUGGAGGGAGUCAGAGACUACCACGGAAUCCUUCCAUAGUCACCCCGGUGACCUUCGUCACCAAAGCGUCACGACAGUUUCCAAGACCCCUCAUAUAAUCUCCAGUGGGGAUCAGUCGGAGCACGUAGGAAUGCCGACCACUACAUAAGCCACGUCUGGCUGAGGCGAGCAGCAAGCGGGGGAGAGUCUUUUUAAGUACAAGAACGUUGGGGUGGGACGCUAGUACUUAAACUAGGGUAGCUUCUUAGCGCUAAUCUUGCGUUUUCAGCAGUUAGUUGUAGCGCGCCUUCCCUCCUUCUCUCAUUUCGGAAAGAUUUGGCAGUAUUUUCUUAUGAUGACCUGGUCGAGAGAGUACGAAACAUCGGUGUAAAAGAUUGA